This is a messenger RNA of Triticum dicoccoides, 1284 nucleotides long. RefSeq names its product acyl transferase 15-like. Lineage: Eukaryota; Viridiplantae; Streptophyta; Magnoliopsida; Poales; Poaceae. The transcript has a single exon. The coding region runs from base 13 to 1284 and encodes 423 amino acids. The record is from RefSeq and is a predicted model, not a curated record.
GUUACACGAGGAAUGGGCGUCGUGGUGAGGAAAUCCUCGACGGUGGUCGUGAGGCCACCACCGGAGCCGGUGACGGCCACCGUCAACAUCAACCUCUCGCCUUUGGACAAGAACGUCAUGUCCGUGCCAGCGGCGGUGUUCAUGGUGUUCGACGGUCGGAUCCCCGAACCUGCCGCGACCAUAGAGAGGGCUCUGUCCCAAGCUCUAGCCCACUACCUCCCGAUCUCCGGCCGCCUCGCACCCGGAGCCGAGCAGGGCGAGUUCCACAUCAGGUGCACCGGCGAGGGCGUCCCGUUCGUGGCCGCGGCCGCGGACUGCCCUCUCAAGGACGCCGAGUUCUUCGGCCGGUCGGCGGCCGGCGCGCUGCUGGAGGAGCUGGCCAUCUACUACCCGGCCGAGCACUGCGGUUUCGGUGACCCUCUGCUCAUGAUGCAGGUCACCGAGUUCUCCUGCGGCGGCUUCGUCGUCGGGGUAACGUGGAACCACGUCCUCGCCGACGCGGCCGGGAUCGGCCAGUUCCUGCAGGCCGUCGGCGAGCUCACGCGCGGGCUGCCGUCGCCGUCCGUGGCUCCGGUCAGGUGGGAUGACGCGCUGACGGCGGUGCCUCCGCCCACCGACGGCUUCGUGGAGCUGAUGAUGACGCUCCAGCCGGCCGGCAUGGCCGCGCUCGACGUCACCGUGCCAUGGGGACUAAUCAACCGCAUCAAGAACAACUCCGAUGCCAGGGGGUCAUCAAGGCCGCCGUGCACGACGUUCGAGGCGGUGACCGCGCUGCUGUGGCAGUGCCGCACCCGCGCGGUGGGGCUGUCGUCCAGCCCGGAGGAGCCCGUGGCGCUCUACUUCGCGGUGAACGCGCGGAGGUACGUCGGGUCCCGGCGCGGGUACUACGGCAACUGCGUGACCGGGCGGGUGGUGGUGGCGACGGCCGGCGCGGUGGCCGGCGGCGACCUCGCGGACCUGGUGGGGAUGAUCCAGCGCGCCAAGAGCCAGAUACCGGAGCAGUUCGACCACGGCGGCGAGAAGGGCGCAGGUGUGGACCGCCGCGGCGUGGCUGGCCUGGCCGUGGACGGGUACAACGUGCUCAUCGUCACGAGCUGGCGGAACCUCGGGCUGGACAGGGCCGACUUCGGCGGAGGGCCGCCGGCGCGGGUGACCACCUACGGCCGGGGCAGGGCGAGGGCGCCCAACUGCGUGCCGUGCCCGGGGAGCGGCGCCCUCGGGUCCAGCGUCAGGGAGGAGCACGCCGCCGCCUUCCUCGGAGAGCUAGCCUCGAGGUCCAAAUGA